Messenger RNA from Apis florea (little honeybee), 6417 nucleotides. RefSeq names its product putative Rho GTPase-activating protein CG5521. Gene Ontology annotation, cellular component: nucleus; cytoplasm. Lineage: Eukaryota; Metazoa; Arthropoda; Insecta; Hymenoptera; Apidae. Gene Ontology annotation, molecular function: GTPase activator activity. Gene Ontology annotation, biological process: regulation of small GTPase mediated signal transduction; positive regulation of GTPase activity. The record is from RefSeq and is a predicted model, not a curated record.
AAAUUAACUGUACAAGCGAUGAUGUCAUUGCCCCGACAGGUUAUGAGUAGUGCGCGCCGAGGAUGUCAAGAUGGCUGCCACGUACAUCUGAUCGGAGGUGUGUGCGCUCGCGAAAUUUGACGCCAAACUGUGAUAAAAGGGGCUGUCUUUUUUGAGUUCCUGACAUGGUGACAGUGCGGUAUUAGUCGGUUUGUAUCCAUGAGCACUACUUUGUACACCCUCGAUGAUAAUUUUUGUCGUCGCGGCCGCCGGCGGCUCGCAUUGAACCAUGUUCAGCAAAAAACUUCAUGUAGACGUCAAAAAGUCAACAUUGAAGAUUCAGGAUGUUAAAAAGGAUAGUGCAACCCGAUUCAAACAUCUUAAAAUCGUAUUAGAAAAUGUGGACACUGAUGAAGCAAAGGGGUUUUUUGAAGGCAACUUCAGUCAUGUCUAUUUUAUUUUGUAUGAUUGUUUUGUAUCAGCUGAAACAAAUCUGCGACAACGAGAACUUUCCUUCCAUAUUGUUCAUAAAGCACAUAGGGAGGAAUUGGAACAGGUAUUACAGCUCUUAGAAAAAGUUUUAACACUUCUCCCUGAACUUCUUAAUAGAAGAUGGCAAUGUCAUAGUUUAGCAAGAAUUUUGCAGAAGCUUUUACAUCCUGGUAAUAGUUGGAAACUUCGAAGAGAAGCUAUAAGAUACUUUAUUUUGUGGUACCAAGCUCUUGGAGAAAAUGCUCCUGAUCAUAUUCAUCAAAUGUUUGCAAGCUUGAUACCAGGGUUUCCACCCCAGCAACCAUCUCCUUAUAAAUCUGAACGUAAAAUAGAUGGAAAAAAAGAUAAACUUGCAAAAAAUCUUAUUGGUUGUGAUGAUAAAGACAAGAAAGAAUUUUAUGAUACACAAUUAUCACAAAGUACUUUUCAUGACAAUGGUUCAAAUCAAUGUCCUGUCACUCCAGUUGACAGUGGACCUAUUUUACCUCCACAAAGUGGAGAGAAGCCUCUUGAUAAUGAGACUGUUCGAUUUUUAGAAGCAUUACUUGAAUUUAUGGUUACUCAGGUUGUAAAGAUAGAAUGGAGAGAUAAAUCUUCACGACAGCACAAGACUUUUCAAUUUUUAUUAGAACGUUUUAAAGCUACAUACCUUCGUCAUAUUUGUCCUGAGUUUGAUGAUAAUUUUUCAUUGUACAAACCGAAUUUAGAGUUGCCUACAAUGCGUAAACCAACGAAUCAAAAUCAGGAUAAUUAUAUAUUAUGUAAAGUUUCUUUGAUUAAGUGGAUUGCUAGUUUCACUCAUAUUGCUAGGAAAGAUGCUCGUGUCGCACACCUUUCGCAUAGCACAACACCAAAUGAAGAAAAUACAGAACCAGAACUUCGUCGAGUUUCAGUUACUCAAAAUGUUGCUGAAUCAUCCUUAUUAUCACCUGAAUCAAAUGUAUCUCACCAAGAAAAUCAAAAUCAGGAAGAUAAUACUAUUUCAGCAUUUACUCUUGUUAGAGAAGUUCUGUAUGGAAAUAGAGAUAAUGUGAAUUUUGUACAUGAACUAUAUAGACAAGCCUUUUUGCUGGACUUUAAUCAUGCUGGUGCUAUAAGAAAGGCUAUAGCUGUUUAUAAAGAUUGGAUUCAAAUGAAUGAAUUACCACCAUUCAUGUUAGAACCAUUGGAUAGUCAUAAAGAAAGAGAUUUAGAAGAAAAUUCAAAAAAAGAUAUAAACGAUAUCGAUAAAAGUCCUUCUGAAAGCUAUCGUCAAACAAGAUUAAGAAAUGAUUCUUAUCUCGGUGCUAUACACAGAGAAAAUUUAUUUAUAAGAGCGGGACUACAAAAUGUUUUACAAGUAUUUAUUACACAAGCUUCUAAUGUUUUUUUCUUAGAAAAUUCUAGACCAAACGCAUCUCUUACAUUACUUGAAGAACAAACGGAUAGUUGCAAAAGAGUUUUAAACGUAUAUCGAUAUGUCGUAAUGAAUUCUCGAUUAGAACCGGCUACUUGGGAACAGUUACUUAGAGUAUUAUUACAAAUAACAUCUCUUGUUUUAAAUGAGAAAUCUUCUCGACGUAAAACUCAAGAAAGCAUAGGUGGAAAACUUGCUCCUGCUAUAUUUCAAACUUUAAUUGUUACGUGGAUUAAGGCCAAUUUAAAUGUUGUUAUUUCCACACAAUUAUGGGAUCAGUUUUUGGAAGUAUUAACAUCUUUAACACAAUGGGAAGAAUUAAUUCGAGAAUGGGCCAAAACCUUAGAUACUUUGACAAGAGUACUUGCUAGGCACGUGUAUAACUUAGAUUUAAACGAUUUACCAUUAGAUAGAUUGAGCGAACAAAAAACUAAAAAGCGUCGUGGUGUAGGAAGUAGAGCUGCUUCCACUGGAAGUGUUCAACCACCACGUAAAGGAAGUGUCGAUCAAGAUAAUAAUACCGUAUCUAAAGAAAAUGUUUCGGAUCAUCCGAUGCGAGAUUUAAGGAAAAUACGACCUCUCCCUCGUAGUGCAAGCGAUAAUACAAUAUACAAUGGAAAAGCACGUACGAAGCUUCAUAGGAAUCGUACACAUACUGUACAUAGUGGUAUUCCUGUACUUCCCCUAUCAAUAGAGCAAGAUAUGGCCCGAUUACUGUCAAAUAGUGCUACAUCGUCAUCAGCAACUGGUCGGAAAAUGUUACCAAACAGACGUGCUAAAUCUUUGGAUAGCAUUAUUAUAGUCGAUAGCGAACCACCAUCACCGCGUUGUCCUUCUCCAACACCGAGCAGUGGAGUUGAUAGCAAUAAGGAUAGUCCGAUACAGAUAGAAAAUAUUGACGGCAGUAGUAUCGAUACGAACGAUGCAUCAGAAAGGAGAUCUGUUAUGGCUGGAGGUGGUGUUCGUGGAUGGUUACCUGAUGUCGCGGUCGUAUUGUGGCGUCGUAUGUUAUCAGCAUUGGGAGAUGUAAACAACAUUCAAGAUCCUACUCUUCAUGGACAAGUUAUGGAUUAUCUUGUUCAACUUACGCAGACACUUAUAAAAAUUCGCUUGAAUCAAGGUGUAUCUGGAGAUAAUCAGGCAACUCCACCAGCUCCAGAACUUAUACCUCCAUUGACAGUCAUUGCUCCAUGGUGUUUCAAGGCGAUACAGCUUCCUAGUCAAUAUGAAGUUGGUAAAUUGGCAGCCUAUCGUUUGAUCUGUCUUUUAACAGUUCAACCACAAGAUAUUAAUUUACCAAAACAACAUUUAACUCUUUUUUAUCGUGCAGUUCAUAGUGGCAUUGUUAGUAAUGAUAAUAAAGUAUUACAUGUACUGGUUAAAUAUACCGGUCCUAGAUUAUUCAGUUUGAAUCUUCCUGGAUCUAGUCUUUUAAUUUUGGAUUAUAUUCAUGCUGCUAAUGUAAUACUGAGUACUCAAGACAUUGAGGCACCAAGAACUGAAGCUGUAUCAAUAAUUGGAUCAUUACUGUCAUUACCGGCUACUACAAUUAAAUUACCUGUAUUGCAACCUACUGCAACUGAUAUUGUGACUAUGACAUGUCCAGAUGCAAAAGAGCAUAUAAUCACGAUCCUUUUAAAAAGUUGUAGACGAGAACCAACUGGUAUUGCAAGAUGCAUAGCUCUUUCAAGUAUUGCUAUGUUUAUAUAUAGAGAAUUGUGUUAUAAAAAUCAGCAUUCAAGGAUUCCAGAAGCUGUUACUGUUCUUCUUUUGGCACUUAAACGGAUACAACGAGCAAAGCGUCGCAGAGCUGGUUUCUAUUAUCCACUAAUGGAUCAGGCUAGUCAUGCUACUGUUGCUCAAGUGGCAUGUGACUCUCUUCUAUUGUUAUGUGAUAAAGCAGACAUCUUGUUAGAAUUAUAUCCAAAUGUGCCAUGUAAAAUAAUUCAAAUUUUAUCGGAAACACUUGGAUAUAUGAGUACUCGAGAAAGACGCGGUCCUUUGACGAUAUCAAUGUUGUUUUGUUUAGGUGAAUGGGCUAUGCAUCUUGGUCCAUCCGUUUUAUUACGUGUAUUUCAAGAAAAACCUCUCUUAAUGACCUUAUUUACAGUUUUGGAUAAUAUAGUACAAGAUAAAAUCGAUAAAGAUGCAUCACAAACAAAUAAAAAUGAAGAUGAAGAUGAUGAUUUUGAUCCUAAUAUUACUUUGGAUAAUUUAGCUGACGAAGUGUGUGCAAAAUCACCUCGACGAGGCAAUAUUCAGUCUGUUCAAUUAGCAGCAAAGAUGGUAAUGAUGCAUUUAAUAAAUCAUUUGGGGCAUUUUCCAAUGGGCAUUGGAGCUGCACGAUUAUCUUCAUUAGUUGUUGAAUUAGAUGAUGUACCAGGAAUCGAUGGAGAUGAACUAUCUUCUGCAAUUUUUCAUGCACCAAAUAUACAAUUGUUAAUGUUAUCAAAUUCUGUAAUAAUGUCACUUGUUGAAUUAGCAGCAUUAGAUGCACCUGGAGGAGGUGUUACUGCAGGAUUAACAACAGCACCAUCAUUAGUAAGGGUAUUAUUGCGAGAUCUUGCAGGAAAAGCAUCUUGGGAUAGUUCUAUUUUAUAUAGUCAACCAUUUAUCGACAAUGAUGUGCCGGUAGCAUUUACAAAACAUGUUGAAUGGAAAACAAAAAUACCUGGAGAAGAUUUAAGCAGUGUUAUAACAUCUCAAAUUUGUACACCUCGACAUACAAUAAGGCAUCGUGAACCUCAUAUAUUGCCUACGUUUGCAAAUGCCGCAAGUGAUAUGGAUAAUUUAGAUGAUCUCUUACAAUAUAUAGGAUAUACAAGUCCAGAAGUAUUAACUAAUCCAGAAAUAGCUCUAAAUGCACCUGCUAAUCCACCACAAGGUCAUUAUCUUGAAAGUGAAACCAUUGCCACAAUUCUCAGCCAAAGAAAUGCUGAACAAGAGCAUAUCAACAAUUGGAAUCAACACAUUAGUAUGUGUGCAUCAGCAAUAAGCCCACCACCAUGUCGUCCUCCUCCAGCGCCGUUUCAUCACUGCCGUCUUUUGUUUUCACACUUGGGUUUAUCUGGAUGGGAACAACGUAGAAAAUUGCAUUUAUUAUCCAAAAACGAAAAACUUUUACGAGAAUUACGAAAUCUUGAUAGUCAACGAUCUAGAGAAACACAUAAAAUAGCAGUGAUUUAUGUUAGUCAAGGACAAGAAGAUAAAAAUUCUAUAUUAAGUAAUAUCACUGCUAGUAAAGAAUAUGAAAACUUUAUUGCAAGAUUGGCGUGGGAAGUUGAACUUGAAUCACAUACAGGUUUUCUUGGAGGUCUUGUACCUGGAAAAGCAUCCGGAGUUACAGCACCAUAUUUUGCAACAUCUUUUACAGAAAUUCUUUUUCAUGUAGCAACAAGAAUGCCUUCGGAUAGUCCUGAGAGUUUAUUACAAAAGACACGACAUCUUGGUAAUGAUGAGAUUCAUAUAGUUUGGUCUGAACAUUGGAGAGAUUAUCGUCGAGAUAUUAUACCAACUGAAUUUUGUGAUGUUUUAAUAGUAAUUUAUCCAUUACACAAUAAAUUAUAUAGAAUUCAAAUUUCUCGAAAGCCAGAAAUUCCAUUCUUUGGACCUCUCUUUGAUGAAUGUAUUGUUGAAGAUAAAGUUUUACCUGCAUUAGUAAGAACAACAGCAUUGGCAGCAAGUAGAGCAAAACGAUCUACACUUACAUUAUAUCAACAUUAUUAUGAAGAAAGAGCGAGAUCUAUUGAUACUGUUAUGAGGAACCACAAAGAAGCUACUACAUUUGAAGAGUUUACAGCUAAUGUAUAUUCACCAGUACAGCCACCAAGUCCAUUUAGUGGAGCUUCUUCUAUAUCUGCAUCGUCAAACCUCGCAGCAGCGCUUAUAGAUUCACAUCAGGGUCGAUCUGGUCUGCGAAGUUCUUCAGCGGCAAGCAGUGAUAAUCGCGCGAAUAGAGGUGACUAAUUCAGUCCACUAACCCCCACCCACCUUGUAACACCACCCAACAAGUUUCUGAUGGGAGCAGAGUAUGGUUUAGUAAUGAUACCCCUGACAGUACAGCACUUCAUGGAAUAUCUCCCAGACCUGUGAAAAAGAUGUCAUUUAAAACUGGACCGAAACAGAGAGCGAAUACUCAACCCACGCCUCCCGAUAGUCCAAGAUAUAAAUAAGGAGUUUUGUAUCAGUAUCAUAAAAAAAGAACAUUUUUUGCACAAGUGGUUGUUUGGGCAUAUCCUAGUUAUUGUAAUUUAAAAAUUCUUUAGAAUGCUAUGAUAUGUUACAAUAACAAAAAAUGCUAGGCCACUGUUUUUAUGCAUUGAAAAAUAGUACGUGCAUAAGAAAAAUAAUGGCAGAUUUAAAUAUUUCACUAUUUUAAAAUGACAAAAGAAUUCAAUGGGCGUUGAACAUCCGAUUAGUCUUAGCGUUUUCUGUUUUCCGUCCUUAGAUUUAAUUUUUAUAUUAAAUGUACAGAUCGUUGUUUAUUUGUUGCAACGGAAAUAUUAAUUUAUUGGAACGUAAAUAUAUGAAAAGAUUUAAUGGAUUGUAGG